This is a messenger RNA of Chiloscyllium plagiosum (whitespotted bambooshark), 2440 nucleotides long. It is a transcript of the gene agxta, whose product is annotated as alanine--glyoxylate aminotransferase a. NCBI's taxonomy places the organism in Eukaryota, Metazoa, Chordata, Chondrichthyes, Orectolobiformes, Hemiscylliidae. Gene Ontology annotation, molecular function: L-serine:pyruvate transaminase activity; L-alanine:glyoxylate transaminase activity. The record is from RefSeq and is a predicted model, not a curated record. Gene Ontology annotation, cellular component: peroxisome.
UUGGUUAACAAUGUAUAACUGAAUUUGUUUGAAUAAUUAACCAUUAAUACAAAUGUUUUUUUCAAUUCCGGUUAUUUAUUGACAAGUGCUGCAGCUGAUUGUUUUCUUGGUGACCUGAUGAGUUGCAUUUCCUCACUCGAUUUCAGUUUAAGUCCAUAGAGCUCGUCGGAGCUGAGGGAACAGGGUAGAUUGGAAGGUUUUUGGAAAUUUUCUGCAUGCACUGUAACUGGAAGGUCAGGCAGUGCUGGUCAGUGUUCGAGGGGCCAUAGACCUUUCUCUCUUCGCAAAUAAACGGAGAAGCCUUCAGACAAUUAUCAAAGGUCUAAUUGAAUGGGUGAUUGCUGAUUGUGGUGCCGUGGAAGGUUUGUAACAAUGUCACGGGUCGUGCUUCGAAGACCUCUCCUGGCGCAUCUGACAGGCUGUAGCUUCCUGGCGCAGGUUGAACGAGGUUCUGCUCCCCUGGCGCGAUUGGGCUCCCGGUGCAGGUCGUUCAGCCGCAGUAUGUAUGCUAACGCUGAGCUCACAAUUCCUCCACCCCCGGCCCUCCUGCAACCUCUUGUUGUCCCCAAAAAACUACUGCUGGGACCCGGACCCUCGAACAUCUCCACUCGCGUCCAAGAGGCGGGUGGCAAGCAAAUAAUUGGGCACAUGCACGUCGAAAUGUUUGAGAUUAUGGACACGAUAAAAGCUGGAAUACAGUAUGCCUUUCAGACCACAAACAACAUGACUCUGGCAAUCAGUGGCUCUGGCCACGCAGCGAUGGAAGCAGCUUUAGUUAACGUGGUGGAACCAGGCGAUGUGGUGCUGAUUGGAAUUCACGGUGUGUGGGGUGAAAGGGCAGCAGACAUUGCUGAGAGAAUUGGUGGCGAUGUCAGGAGAUUUGUAAAACCUCCGGGUGAAAUGUUCACCUUGCAAGAAAUUGAGCAGGCUCUGGAGCAGCACAAGCCCAUUUUGUUUUUCAUCACGCACGGGGAGUCCUCCUCAGGUGUAGUUCAGGAAAUGGAUGGGAUAGGACCUCUCUGUCAUAAGCACAACUGUUUGCUGCUGGUUGAUUCUGUUGCUUCUCUUGGAGGGGUCCCUCUCUACAUGGAUAAGCAGGAUAUCGACAUCCUUUACUCAGGAUCCCAGAAAGUCCUCAACUGUCCUCCUGGAACUGCACCACUUUCGUUUAAUGACAAAGCCUGCCAGAAAAUAUUUAAUCGGAGGAAGAAACCUACUUCUCUGUACCUCGAUAUGAGUUGGCUCUCUAACAUCUGGGGCUGUGAUGGGAGCCCGAGAAAAUACCAUCAUACGACCCCCAUCACGGGCCUUUUUGCAUUGAGAGAGGCGCUUGCAAUUCUUGCAGAACAGGGCCUUGAGGAAUACUGGAAACUUCACCAGGAGAAUGCUGAGUACCUGCACAAAGGGAUAGAGGACUUGGGAUUAAAACUCUUCGUAAAGGACAAGGCCAUUAGAUUGCCCACAGUUACGACAAUUGCAGUACCAGAAGGCUAUGAGUGGAAAGACAUCACUGAUUUCAUCAUGAAUAAAUAUCAGAUUGAAAUCACUGGGGGUCUGGGGCCUACUAUUGGAAAGGUUUUGAGGAUUGGAUUAAUGGGCAUCAACAGUACAAAAGCAAAUGCAGACCUUGUGCUCAGAGCUCUGAAGGAUGCCCUUGCGCAGUGCAAGAAAAGCAAGCACUGAGCCAAGGCUGAAGGUAUGGAAUGGUUCUGGGAUCUAACAACCAGCUGACCGAACAGGAAGCUAAUCCUUCAAUAACAAAACCUGAAUUACUUUGCCUUUGGUAUAAUAAAUCAGAACAUACUUCCAACUGUACCGAAUCCUAGCGAUUAGAAAAUGAAACUCAAAAGGCCAAAUGUUGUUUUGCUUUGUGAUAUCUAUUACCAUAUAAAUACGAAGGAUCUAUUACAUAAUACUGAAGAGCACUAUUAAAUUCAAUCUUAUCUGAAUUCGCAACAAAAUAUUUUGGAAGCUGGUGUGUAUUUGAACAUUGUCCUCAUAUCAGUCACCAAUCUUAAUUCUCUCUGUGCUUGGCAAACAAACAUACCAAAGAACUUCAUUUUUCUAUUUAUCUCAGCUUUAGCAAAGUCCCCUGAUAGGUUCAGAUGUCAGAGGAUGAGGGCGAGGAAUGGAUUUGGGCCAUGGGUCAUAAUUAUCUAUUGUAACUACUACACAAUGACAUAAAUCAAGCAAUAAACAAAUUAAAUGACAAAAUCACACCCUUCCAAUCAGGUUAGUGCAAUUAUGUGACUGAAACAGGAAAGGGAGUUUAUUGUAGAGACUGCUUUUUGGAUACUCUGAAAAAUUGAGGCAUUAUGGAGAUGGGAGACCUCAAUAUAUAACUAUAACAACUGUGUUGUAUGAAUUUAAUACAUUACAGUGUAAAAUUCAACGGACCCCCACAUCCAUGUAUCUAUUGAAUAAACAAAUUUCAAUGGUA